This is a messenger RNA of Microthlaspi erraticum, 297 nucleotides long. The record is from the annotation of a GenBank genome assembly. NCBI's taxonomy places the organism in Eukaryota, Viridiplantae, Streptophyta, Magnoliopsida, Brassicales, Brassicaceae.
AUGGCGGGUGAGGCAAGUGAGGAUGCUAGUGUUGGUUUGAGAGCGGGGACCGCUCCAGGUGGGGGUGGUGCUCCGGCUCAGGGUCGUGAUGACUUGGUGGUAGGUUUGCUGACGCAACUAGUCGCUCGUUUUCUGGCAGAGGUUCCACAAUGGGGCACCGGGAGUACCUCUAGUGGCAGAGGCGCAUCUUCAACAUGGUGCUGCAGAGGGCGUUCAGCCGAGGGCUGCGGGUUUUGGUGUGUCGCCUUAUCUGAAGAUUAUGGAGCACAUGCAGAGGAUUGGUACGUCGUUUUUUGA